UUUUAACGGUACUCUUCUCUGGUAAAAUAGCUUAAGGAAGUAUGACAGAAAGCUCAGGCUCUGGAAUUGUUCCGGAAAUGUUGACUGAGGAAAACUAUGAGUACUGGAAAAGGUGUUUGAAAAACUACCUGGUUGGGCAUGGGCUAUGGGGUGUUGUUUCCGGAAACGAGGAGAUGCCAGAUAAACAGACGCAGAAACAAAAACAUGAAGAAUGGAAGAGGAAAAAUGCACUGGCUUUGCAUGCUAUUCAACUAUGUUGUGGAGCAGGCAUAUAUUCCAGAUUAGAUAAAGCUCACAUUUCCGCCAAGGAUGCAUGGACUCAUCUGGCUGAAAAAGCUUUGCAGCCCAACCCACCACCAUUGUCAGAUGAAGAAGAAGCUCAAGCUGAAGAUACUGGGAACAAAGAAUACCUAAAAUAUGAGAGUUUGUACAAGGCAAUUGAAGCAGGACAGCUGAAGAUUGCAGAACACUUGGUGAGUAAGAUGGAAGCAGCUGACUUGGAACUCACCAAUGAAUACGAAGCAACUGGGCUGUCUCUGGCUGCUGUCUGUGGUGCAAUCAACCUGGCUAAGGCCAUGAUAAGGAAGAACAAGAAUCUACUCAGAAUGGGAAAGGAACACGAGGACGGGCAGCUCCCUGUGAUUGUGGCUGCUUUGUACGGGCAAAAGAGAAUGGUCCGUUAUCUCUACAAUCUCACACCUAAAUCUGCGCUGAGCCCGGAGAAAGGCGAGAAUGGGGUGAAGCUGCUUAAUAGUCUUAUUACUGCAGAAAUUUACGAUGUUGCGUCGCUGCUAAUAAGACGAUACCCUAAACUGGGCGUGAUCCCAGAUCAGAAUGGCCUGUACGCUCUCAAAAUAUUGGCUCAAAAGCCUUCUGCUUUCCCCAGUGGAAUGAAGCUCGCCUUCUGGGAGAAAUGGAUUUACAACAUUCCAGAAAUCAAGUAUAUCCUUGUAAGAAAGUUGGUCCACGAUGAAUCCGUGAAGCUCCUGAGCAGCAUGUUUGAGGAGAUGCGGAAAUUGAGCAUGUCAGAACUCGAAAAACUGGAUAUUGACUCAAUAAUUUAUGAUGCUAUCAAGCAUGGGAUUAUUGAAUUUAUAACAGAAAUGCUCAAGUACAAGCCCGACAUCAUAUGGAGGAAAGAUAGGAAAGGAAGAACAGUUUUCGCGCAUGCUAUUGUAUUACGUCAAGAGAAGAUUUUCAGUCUUAUAUACGCCCUUGGAGCAAAAAAGAACAUAAUUGCUCGCAGACAUGAUGCUUUUAGGAAUAACUUUCUACAUCUUGCUGCAAAGUUAUCUCCUCCUGAUCGACUACAGCGUGUUUCUGGAGCUGCUCUUCAAAUGCAAAGGGAGCUACAAUGGUUUAAGAAAUAG
Messenger RNA from Sesamum indicum (sesame), 1370 nucleotides. NCBI's taxonomy places the organism in Eukaryota, Viridiplantae, Streptophyta, Magnoliopsida, Lamiales, Pedaliaceae. The record is from RefSeq and is a predicted model, not a curated record.